Acaulospora colombiana is the source of this 2012-nucleotide messenger RNA. Lineage: Eukaryota; Fungi; Glomeromycota; Glomeromycetes; Diversisporales; Acaulosporaceae. The record is from the annotation of a GenBank genome assembly.
CUGUUUCCUUUCAUUACUCGAUAACGGCAGACGACGUUACGCGGAAACUAGUACGGAGGCGAUUGUGACCGGACAAGAUUAUGAUUACAAUAUCAAAGUUCAAAGAAGUUGUGAUGGGGUGGACGUAUCAGCUCAGACUAAUAAAUCCGUGAUGUCUGAGGAAAGAUACGAAACCAAAAUGCGAGAUGCCGAGACCCAAGUUGAUAUUUUGGAUCUCCCUAUGCUCUUGGAGAUACUGGAACAAAUGUUGAUUCAACUUCCUAAACAUUUUGCAUCUGAAUUGCGCCAGAACUUUUUGCCAGCAUGUGGGAUCUUUAUGGAUCGCAAAAAUUUGUAUGCUAAUGAAAGUAGGAUGCGUUCAUUAUCACCUACAUAUUUCUCUCCCGAAUCAUCGUCGUUAUCAGCGUCGUCAACACAUGAGCAUUCCACAACCGACCAACAUAAAUUUAAUUUUGGUGCAUCUGAUUUUUCGGAGGCGUCAAUAAAUUCUUCAGCAUUAGGUAUGGAUACUACUAAGCAAGCCCGAUCUGAACAGUUAAAAGCUUCUAUGUUUCCAUCGGCAACUUCAGCGUCUUCUAAAAAGGGUAAGGAACCAAUUAAUUCGGAUCAGCCGAAAGAACGUACGACCCCUUCACCCACGGCAUCGACAUUGAAUAAUUGGGAGCAAUCAACCAGAAUUUCUUCAUUAAGCAAGGAGUCAACGACUCCAGAGGUUAAGAAGAAAACGAAAAAGUCCAAAGCUUCCAAACAGUCGGAGAAAAAGAAUUCAAGACUCAAUGGAUUCAAUAAUGAUUGGAAUAAGACGAAUCACGAUUGUACGGAUGAGUGGGAUGUUUCGACUGAUCCUGCACCAUUUGAUGAAUAUGAAAUUCUUGAUGUAAGCGGUGACACGUUUUCAAUAGUGGAUUCCAAUGUGAUUUCGGCGUCUCAAAUCUCGAACCAAAAAAACAAGGAAUCUCCUAAAAUUGAAAAUCAUUGUGAAAGGGACAUUCAAUAUUUACCAGUAAAGUCAUCGGGUAAAAGGAAGAAGAAAAAAAGCUCAUCCGAAGAUGCUCGUGUGAAUUCAAAUUAUCCAGAUACGAUAAGCGUCGUUAUAAAUACGAGAGGACUCCAUAAAAAGCCACCCUUGGAAAGUCCUGGAGGUUUCCACCGAGAGCAGAGUGGAAAUGUGCAAAUGAGAAAUGAAAAAGGUGGACAUCCGGAUGACGACGCGAGAGAAUUUAAUCGUGUUAAUCAAAACAAUCGAAGUACCAAUUACGAGAUGAAGAAUCAAGAUGAGAUGACCGAGAUCCCUAUUAAUGGCAAACAUUUAGGUGCUUCGUUAAUUAACCGAUCAUACCAAACUGACUUCGAUUUAAAUAAUAGUUAUUCGAAUGGGAACCUUAUCCCCAAAAAUAAUGGACGAAAUAACGACGAUUAUGUGCAACGUUCCGAAUUGAGUUCAUCAUUUGAAAAAGACAUUCGGUAUCAAAAAGUCAGUCACAGUUCUUCAACAAACGGAUGCCUGGAAAGAAAUUAUGACGAGUGCUUAGAUCGUCGUAGUGAAUCCAUCAUGCGUCAUUCAAAAAACGGAUACCUGGAAAGAAAUUAUGACGAGUGCUUAGAUCGUCGUAGUGAAUCCAUCAUGCGUCAUAAUUAUUUUGGAUAUUCUAAUGAGAAAGAUAACUCGAGCUAUCGAAAUUCAACUUAUGAGAAAAAAAGCUAUCGAGCUCAAGAAUUAGAUAGUCGAGGAAACCAUCAGUCCAACACCGAUGUUAGUGAUGAUGACACUUCCGAAUCUUUGUCGGUAAGAGGGGGAAGUUUUCGGGACGAUGAGUACUCCUCGUUCUCUGAUCGACAAAACAACAAUAGCGAAGAUAAUUAUUCUGCCAAGCUUGAAACAACCGGAAGGCCAAAGAUUAAUAAAAGAGCAUCGUUUCACAAUGAAUUCGCCUCGAUUCCGAGAGACAAAAAUGAAAGGAAACAGCUCGGGCGCAGGAAGAGUAUGGAUGCUUGGAAAUCUGGUGGAAUUC